UCUUGUCCCUCCUCGGCGACACUGACCCCGCCCUAUGGGUCUCGCUGUGCCACUGCAGUGAAACCGACGUUAAAAAGACAGGAGUUGAGUCAAAAAACAAGAACCUGAAUAUCACUAGCACCGUGUUUUUGUAAUAGCGAGACCCUCUUUUUAUAUCGUUUUUUUCUCCCCGAGUCCUCAUUUCCUGGUCAACCUAUUUCAUCAUCCAACCGGCAAGAUGGGAAAUGAAGCAAGUUACCCCCUGGAAAUGUGCUCGCAUUUCGAUGCUGAUGAGAUUAAGCGUCUGGGAAAGAGGUUUAAGAAACUGGACCUAGAUAACUCUGGAUCCCUUAGCGUGGAGGAGUUCAUGUCCCUGCCUGAACUCCAGCAGAACCCACUGGUCCAGAGGGUCAUCGACAUCUUCGACACCGAUGGAAACGGAGAGGUGGACUUCAAGGAAUUCAUCGAGGGAGUCUCACAGUUCAGUGUCAAGGGGGACAAGGAGUCAAAACUUCGGUUUGCCUUCCGGAUCUACGACAUGGACAAGGAUGGCUACAUCUCCAACGGAGAGCUCUUCCAGGUGCUGAAGAUGAUGGUAGGAAACAACCUGAAGGACACCCAGCUGCAGCAGAUCGUGGACAAGACCAUCAUCAACGCAGACAAGGACGGAGACGGCAGGAUAUCCUUCGAAGAGUUCUGCUUAGUGGUGGGUGGCCUUGACAUACACAAAAAGAUGGUGGUGGACGUGUGAGCCCGUCCCUCCGCUCCUCUCCCCCCCCCUCGCUUUCUUCUCCGUCUGUCUCUGAAGAUCUGCUCAAGACAUCUGACAAACGCUCCCUGUGUAUUUCAAUGGAAGUAUUCUCUCUCUCCUUGAAGCCACUUUUUUUUCUGAAGAAACCACGAGCCUCGUGAAGCCAACUGUGUUAUUCAACUCCUCUCAAUAACACGAAGAAAGACAGAUAUUGUUGUUUGUAAAGAACAUCCCAGUUCAAUGGAGGAGGGAGAGGGAGAAAUGUUUGCUUGUUUAUAUUUAGUUCAUUUUUUCCCUUAGUUUAAAAAAAAUAUAUAUUUAUUUUCGUUCUGGUCUCUUUUUUUUAAAAAAUACACAAAUACUCAUGUAUAUCUAUAACUGCUCUCUCGUGGUUAAAUGUGACGUUAUCUGAGGUGUUACAUUAAAUAAAAAAUACUUGAUUUCAGUUACAAUUGAAAAAAGUAGGGUGUGAAGUGCCAACCAGGACAUACCCAGAAACCAGCUGAUAUUGUUAUUACUAUGAACUUAUCCACGUCGCUGUCAGUGAUGGAUGACUAGGGUGUGAAACGUCAAGCGUUCCCACGUCAUCACAUGAUGACCCGAUGCACAUUUUAUUUUCACAAAUAAACAGCGAUCUCUUUUGUUCCAUUUACAUCCUCUUGAGCAAGUUGCGAUUAGAUCAGUUAAACUUCCAAUCACAUGAAACAUAAAAUAUAAUGUUAUCGUAACAUGAGUGUUUUAUUUAUAGUUACUUAUAUUGUCGGAAAUGAUUAUUCUGUUGUUGUUUUUUUUCAGACUUUCUGGAAGAAGAAAAAAAACUAAAUGUCAAGUAGAGAUACAUGCCAAGAAAGUGUUUUUGUCAUUUAUUGACUUUGAUUACAUGUUUUUACGUUGAAAAGUCUGUAUCGGUCUACAUAACAGUCACCCAAUCCAAAGUAACAGGUAGUCAGUCUGGCAGUUAGAGGUUCGCCAGCAUCCAGAGGGUUGCCGGUUUGAAAUCCGAGGUCUGAUGGGAAAAAUCGUUUGGGAAGUGAACAGGCAACGAGAUGGUUGUUGGUAUCAAAUCCUAGAUGCUAUUGCCUGCCGUUGUGAUCUUGAGCAAGGCACUUAACCCCGUACAGAAACUGUUCCACGGGCUCGGUGGUAAGGCUGCUCCAAACUGUGUGUGUGUGUGUGUCUUUCGGAGGGUUUUGGAAUAGUCACGUUUCAGUUGCACCUUGAAUAAAGUGGCCCAGAGCGCAUCACUCAAGUUGAAGAAUCUCUCUUCAAGUCAUGGAGCGCAUCUAUGAAAAUCUAUUGUAUUACAUUUUGAACUGAAGUUUGGAGGAAUAUCCUGAGCCUAAUGACAUCGAGAUGGAAAACAAUUCUCGACAUAGAUUGUAAAUGUCAGUGUGUUAUUGAGACAACAUGUAAGGGAUAAGAGGCUAUACGUUCUAUGGAAAACAAUACACGACGUGGAAGGAUUGUUCCACGACGCGCAAGCGGAGCGAAACUAACCUUCCACUGAGUUGCACUAUUUUCCAGAGAGCCUGAGUUGAUUAUUCCUUUUAUACCACAGCUAUAAAUUAAACACGUUUGCCGCUAGAAAUGUGUUCAUUUGCAAAGUAGCUAGAAAGUUGCCACGGGAACCAAACAAACAGACUUGCUAGUUUAGUUAUUAAGCAAGCCAUCGGUCCAAGCUUGCUAUAAGAACAUCUAAUUCAACAAUGACGUUUUUCAAAUAGACGUUUGUUUUUAAAAGCAGCUUAAACAUAGAACAUGUAAGAAUCUACUAUAGCCAUUGAAUUCUACCGUGCUGAUAUACUGUGUGUUAUAGGGAAAUAAUGCACGCUCUAGAAUGCCCUUCAAGCCAAUCAGAAACGAGUAUCCAACAAUGCCAUGGUAUAAAUAAUGUUAAGGCAUCGUAUUGAGACUCAACUGUAGGCCGCAUUGUUAGUUUUGUAACCAAUAGACACUGAGUGUACAAAACAUUAAGAACACCAUCCUAAUAUUGAGUUGCACCCACCCCCCACUCUUUGCCCUCAAAACAGCCCAAAUUCGUCAGGACAUGGACUCUACAAGGUGUUGAAAGCAUUCCACAGGGAUGCUGAUCCAUGUUGACUCCAUUGCUUCCCACAGUUGUAUCAAGUUGUCUGGAUGUUCUUUGGCUGGUGGACCAUUCUUGAUACACACGGGAAACUGUCGAGCAUGGAAAAACCCAGCAGCAUUGCAGUUCUUGGUACAAACCAGUGUGCCUGGCACAUACCAACUUACCCUGUUCAAAGGCACUUAACUCUGUUGUCUUGCCCAUUCACCAUCUGUCUGAAUCUGCACACAUACACAAUCUGUCUCAAUUUUAUCAGGGCUUAAAAAUCAUUCUUUAACCUCCCCUUCAUCAAUACAGAUUUUUAUUUUAAAUGUUUAUUUAACUAGGCAAGUCAGUUAAUUAAGAACAAAUUCUUAUUUUACAAUGACGGCCUACCCCGGGACAAACCCUCCCCUAACCCGGAUGACGCUGUGCCAAUUGUGUGCCGCCCUGUGGGCCUCCCGAUCACGGACGGUUAUGAUACAGCCCGAGAUCGAACCCGGGUCUGUAGUGAUGCCUCUAGCACUGAGAUGCAGUGCAUUAGACCACUGCGCCACUCGGAAGUAGAUUUAAUAAUCGACUUCAUACCCUUCACCUGGUCAGCCUAUGUCAACGGAUAGGGUAGGUAGGUGUUCCUAAUGUUUUGUCCACUCAGUGUAUACUAGAUUAGGUUGCUUAGUUAGAUGUCAAAGCCCUCCUGAAUAGUGCUGUUAUACUACAGGGUUCUUUCCAAUGUAACAACGGAGUUACUCGACAUGGGAUGGUGUAUAUUUUAAUGUUUCUUCUUUCACCACUUGUUUUCCUAUCACGAACGCCUCAUCGUUCCUCUCCCUCUGCGGUAUUAAAAGCAGGGAGAUCAACACAAGCAUUUACCAAACUACCGUAUUUAAAGGGGAGGCGGGCAUCCCUGGCAAAAUGUAAUAACAAAAUGGUGUGUCGGGUUGGCUUUAAGUGACCUCAUUUCCUUUUUCGGGCACCAGUGAUUUGUUGUCCGGUUGGCUUUGAGUGACCUCAUUUCCUGGUUUGGACACCAGUGAUUUGUUGUCCGGUUGGCUUUGAGUGACCUCAUUUCCUGGUUUUAGACACCAGUGAUUUGUUGUCCGGUUGGCUUUGAGUGACCUGAUAGGUGGGUUUAGACACCAGUGAUUUGUUGUCGGGUUGGCUUUGAGUGACCUCAUUUCCUGGUUUUAGACACCAGUGAUUUGUUGUCCGGUUGGCUUUGAGUGACCUGAUAGGUGGGUUUAGACACCAGUGAUUUGUUGUCGGGUUGGCUUUGAGUGACCUCAUUUCCUGGUUUUAGACACCAGUGAUUUGUUGUCCGGUUGGCUUUGAGUGACCUGAUAGGUGGGUUUAGACACCAGUGAUUUGUUGUCGGGUUCGCUUUGAGUGACCUCAUUUCCUGGUUUAGACACCAGUGAUUUGUUGUCCGGUUGGCUUUGAGUGACCUCAUUUCCUGGUUUGGACACAAGUGAUUUGUUGUCAGGUUCGCUUUGAGUGACCUGAUAGGUGGGUUUAGACACCAGUGAUUUGUUGUCCGGUUGGCUUUGAGUGACCUCAUUUCCUGGUUUGGACACCAGUGAUUUUAGUGAGAAACAUUGAGUUGGAGUGUCAUCGGAUGUGUAUCAAACGGCACCCUAUUCCCUAUGUGGUGCACUACUUUUGACCAGAGUUGGCACCCUAUUCCCUAUGUGGUGCACUACUUUUGACCAGAGUUGGCACCUAUUCCCUAUGUGGUGCACUACUUUUGACCAGAGUUGGCACCCUAUUCCCUAUGUGGUGCACUACUUUUGACCAGGGCCUCAUAGGACUCUGUUUAAAACGCCUCCCAUUUGCUUGCAGGAUUUUGGUUCCGCAUGUAGAUGAACCAUUUAAAUAAUCCUCUUGUUAAUUAACACAUGAAUGGUGAUGUUAGUAAUUAUGAUAUUUAAUCAUCUACUGGUGGCUACAAUAUGGAUAUGUUCGCAUUAUGAGCAGUAAAUCCAAAACAAACUGAACUAUUUAAGUGUUUAGUAUUUUCCUCCCGGAUCAACGAGAUGAUUCUUAAUUUUUUCCCCCAGUAAAAGGUCUGUUUCCUGCGUCAACUGCUACACACUGUACUCUGCUUUCACGGGGAGAUAUGAUGCGGUUUGUAUAUAUGUAUUUAUGCAGUUCCAUCUUCCUGUUCUGUUGUCCUUAUAGUUCCAGACUGCUCCUUAGUUUUGUAACUGCUAUUUUUUUUGAAGGAGACUUUAUUUUUUGUGUUUUUUUUUUAGUAUAUGGAAAAUGAAAAUGGUUUAAGUUUGAGAUUUCUUUUUCCCCUUUUCUCUGCAUUCUGCAUCUGAUGCUGUGAGACUGUUGGAAACGUGAUACUGAAUGACAAUAACAAAUAAAUACACUUUGAAACAUUGUAA
Oncorhynchus keta (chum salmon) is the source of this 5185-nucleotide messenger RNA. RefSeq names its product calcineurin subunit B type 1-like. The transcript is spliced from 6 exons. Bases 218 to 730 code for a protein of 170 amino acids. Lineage: Eukaryota; Metazoa; Chordata; Actinopteri; Salmoniformes; Salmonidae. The record is from RefSeq and is a predicted model, not a curated record. Gene Ontology annotation, molecular function: calcium ion binding; calcium-dependent protein serine/threonine phosphatase regulator activity.